Branchiostoma belcheri (Belcher's lancelet) is the source of this 4575-nucleotide messenger RNA. RefSeq lists its product as uncharacterized. Lineage: Eukaryota; Metazoa; Chordata; Leptocardii; Amphioxiformes; Branchiostomatidae. The record is from RefSeq and is a predicted model, not a curated record. Gene Ontology annotation, molecular function: protein binding. Gene Ontology annotation, cellular component: extracellular region. The transcript is spliced from 9 exons. Gene Ontology annotation, biological process: regulation of apoptotic process. The coding region runs from base 25 to 4575 and encodes 1516 amino acids.
GUAGUACCAUCAGUAUCCGCUAGGAUGGCAGGUCCGGUGCGAGAAAGGGUAACGGCGGCUGAUAGACGCCAUUUUGAUUUCGUGCAAACUUUGCUGCGUAUUUCCGAUGAACUGACAGAAGAGGAAACGGCAAACGUGAAGUUGUUCUGCCUGCACCUGAUUCCGAAAGGCCAGGCUGCUCGACUCAGGCGGGCGGUGGACGUUUUUCACAAGCUGAUAGAACUGGAUAAAAUUGACCAGGAGAAUCUUGACUUUCUGGAAGAGCUGUUGGAAAGAAUGGGACGAAACGACCUGAUUCGGGACGUUCUAAGACCAUUCCAGCAACCCGACCGACAGAUUCCGGAAAACCCCGAACUGCAGCCGGGAACAAGCGCUGAAGGUGCGAGUACAGAAGAAGCUACAACUUCCGACGCUUUCAUGGUCUUUCGCGGCCAAAGUCAAAUGGUCCAGGAAACAGUAACCCAUCAGAGAGGCCUUUUCGCGUCGCUGUUUGGCACCAGAAGGUCACAGGUCAAGUUCAGAGGUUACAAGAAACACAAGAGCAUCCUGGCGCACUACACCGUACCGCGGGAGAACACGGCGGUGCUGCGGCUCAUGGCGGAUCACUCCGACCCGAGACUUGUGUUCAUGGGCAUGGAGUCGCUGCAGAUCGACGCUGGAGUACCCGUCAAACUCCAACAGGAGGCGCUGUUGUACGAUAUCAAGAGACAACUGCCCGUCGAUGACAUCGAGGUGGGCUGCAGUACCCGUAAGAAACAGCAGAGGGCGCCCCGGAGCUGGACGCGGCUGUGGGCCCUGAACCUGUUCUCGGACGCCCUGCCGCUCCAUCUGCAGGUGGCGGCGAGUCUGGAGUACCAGGGCUUCUCCUACAGCCUGGUCCGGGCUCUGGCCGAGAGGGACCGGCUCAGGGAACACCAGAUGAGGCGAGCCGUCCACAACCUCAGGAAGGCUGAAGUGGAGUCCAAAGCGCUCCGGCAGAAGGCAGAGGUGGAUUCCAACACGCUCAUGACCUUACGCUCCAAGCUCAACAUCGCAGAGAACAGGCUCAAGGAGGCCCUGGAGACGAACGCAGUUCUUGCAGAAAAGCUGCAGCAGGCUCAAGAAUACGCCGAGAAAGCCGCCAGGCAGGUGACAACCCACGUGACGGAGUACAGGUCACAGGAGUACAGGGGAGAGAAGCCACCUGGCGGCUGGCCGGCACAGCGAUCAUCACUUUGUUUCAGAAUGGCAGCUCCAGUUAACGCUCAAGCAGGAGUUACGGAUGAUGACAGACGCCAUUUUAAAUUCGUAAAGACUUUACAAAAAAUAUCUGAGGACCUGACAGUGUAUGAAACGAAACUCAUGAAGUUGUAUUGUCGCCAUUUGAUUCCGAAAGGUAUUGCAGAAAGACUCAAUCAGCCGUUUGAAAUUUUUGAGAAGUUGAUAGAACUGGGCAAAAUCGAUCAGGAGAACUUGGAAUUUGUUAAGGAGAUCUUAGAAAAUAUGGAGCGUGCAGACCUGGUGAUCAACGUGCUGAGGCCGUUCCAACCGCCUGGCCGAGAGAUUCCGGAAAAUUCUGAACUAGAACCGGGAACAAACACUGAUGGUGCAAACGCAGAUGGAGAAACAGCCGAAGCCUACUUGGUAGUUCAAGGCCAAAGACACAUGAUCCAGGAGACUGUAGAUCGCCAUAGAUACUACCUACGAUCGCUGUGUCGUAUUGAGGGCUCAGAUGUCAUGUUCAGGGGAUACAGAGCAGGAAACAGCAUCCUGGUGCACUACACUAUACCGCGGAAGAGCACAGCGGUGCUAAAGCUCAUGGCAAAUCACUCGGACCCGAGACUUGUAUUCAUGGGCGUCACGUCACUGCAGAUCGACGCUGAACCACCGAUCAAAGUCGCACAGGGGGUGCUUUUCAAAGAUACCAAGAGACAACUGCCUGUCGAUGACAUCGAGGUGGGCUGCAGUACCCGUAAGAAGCAGCAGAGGGCGCCCAGGAGCUGGACGCGGCUGUGGGCCCUGAACCUGUUCUCGGACGCCCUGCCGCUCCAUCUGCAGGUGGCGGCGAGUCUGGAGUACCAGGGCUUCUCUUACAGCCUGGUCCGGGCUCUGGCCGAGAGGGACCGGCUCAGGGAACACCAGAUGAGGCGAGCCGUCCACAACCUCAGGAAGGCUGAAGUGGACUCUAACACGCUCCGGCAGAAGGCAGAGGUGGAUUCCAACACGCUUAUGACCUUACGCUCCAAGCUCAACAUCGCAGAGAACAGGCUCAAGGAGGCCCUGGAGACGAACGCAGUUCUUGAAGAAAAGCUGCAACAGGCUCAAGAAUACGCCGAGAAAGCCGCCAGGCAGGUGGCAACCCACGUGACGGAGUACAGGGGAGAGAAGCCGCCUGGAGGCUGGUCACAGGAGUACAGGGGAGAGAAGCCGCCUGGCGGCUGGUCACAGGAGUACAGGGGAGAGAAGCCGCCUGGAGGCUGGUCACAGGAGUACAGGGAAGAGAAGCCGCCUGUCGGCUGGCCGGCACAGGUCGAGAAGGCAGAUGCAGGCACACAGACACGCCUAGCGGAUACUGAUGGUACUACAGGUAGACCUGAAGAUGGUAACAAGGUUGGAGAAGAAUGGUCGGUUCUAGAAGAAAAAGAAAAAGAAGAAGACGAGGAGGAAGAAGAAGACGACAAAGAAGAAGAUAAAGAAAAAGACAAAGAAGAAGAAGGCAAGAAAACUCCAGGAGCAACCGGACAAGAGCGCCCCCAAGCGGGGUUAGAGGGAGCGGUACCUCGCACUACUGGAGACGUGGAACAGGGUGAGGUCACUUUCGGCGGGGUAGGAACAGAUCCUGGUAAAUUUAAGUAUCCACGCGGCAUUGUGGUGUCGCCUAGCAACGAGAUAUUCGUGACUGAUACAGAUAACAGGCGAGUCCAAGUCCACAGCAUGAAGGGGGGUUACCUCCGCCAGUUCCCAACAGUCGUACCGGGUACAGAGGAUAAGGACAUGAGGCCAACUGAUAUUACUGUGGAAUCUAACGGCACACUGUGGGUAGUGGGGCGUAGAGAGGCAGCCGAUUAUGUUGUACAGUACAGCCCGGACGGGACCGCCAUGGCGGGGUUUGGUCUUAGAAAGAACAAGUAUUACCGCGGUAUUGCGGUGGACAUGCGCACUAACCAAAUCCUGGUGACUGAUGCAGAACGUGGUGAAGUUGAGGUGUUCCGUCCGGACGGCUCUCUGGUGCGGAGGUUCGGACAUCCAGAGGGUGAGAUGAGAGACCCGCAGUACAUCACGGUGGACGGGGAAGGGAACAUUCUUGUGUCAGACAUGAACAAUCACUAUAUCUAUGUGUACAAGGAGGACGGACAGUUUCUGUUCCAGUUUGGAGGUGAGGGAAGUGGUAAAGGUCAGCUGAAGGAUCCCUGUGGCAUCUGUACAGACAGGGCAGGGAACAUCAUCGUGGCGGACUCUAUGAACAAGAGGGUUCAGAUAUUCACACGUCACGGCGAGUAUCUCCGCUCCAUCCGUACUGAGUCUUGGCCAGGCGGCCUGGCUGUGGGACCGGAAGGGCAGCUGGUUAUCAAUGACAAUGACGACCACACUGUGACCAUAUAUGCUGGUGACAAAGCUGGAAAAGAAGCGUUGGCGGCGGAAAAAGACAAGGUAACUGCAAGACAAGGCUCUGACAAUGGUAACGAAGAAAAAGAGGAAGUUCCUGGUGCAGAAGCAACCGAACAAGAGCGCCCCCAAGCGGGAAUAGAGAGAGCGGCAACUCGCACUACUGGAGACGUGGAACAGGGUAAGGUCACUUUUGGCGGGGGAGGAUCAGAACCUGGUAAAUUUUGGGACCCACGCGGCGUUGUGGUGUCGCCUAGCAACGAGAUAUUUGUGGCUGGUAUGGACAACAUGCGAGUCCAAGUCCACAGCAUGAAGGGGGGUUACCUCCGCCACUUCCCAACAGUCGUACCGGGUACAGAGGAUAAGGACAUGGCGCCACAUGAUGUUAGUAUGGACUCUAACGGCACACUGUGGGUAGUGGGGAAUGGAGAGACAGCCGAUCAUGUUGUACAGUACAGCAUGGACGGGACCGCCAUGGCGGGGUUUCAACUUCGGAAGAACGAGUAUCUCCGUGGCAUUGCGGUGGACAUGCGCACUAACCACGUCCUGAUGACUGAUGCAGGCCGUUGUGAAGUUGAGGUGUUCCGUCCGGACGGCUCUCUGGUGCGGAGGUUCCGACAUCCAAAGGGUGAGAUGAAAGGCCCGCGGUACAUCACUGUGGACGGGGAAGGGAACAUUCUUGUAUCGGACUGGAUCAGUCACUCUGUCUACGUGUUUGACAAGUCCGGGAUGUUCCUGUUCAGGUUUGGAGGUAAGGGAAGUGGUGAAGGUCAGCUGAGGGAUCCCCGUGGCAUCUGUACAGACAGGGCAGGGAACAUCAUCGUGGCAGACCGUUGGAACGGGAGGGUUCAGAUAUUCACACGUCACGGCGAGUAUCUCCGCUCCAUCCGUACUGGGUUUGGGCCACAAGGCCUGGCUGUGGGACCGGAAGGGCAGCUGGUUGUCACUUGUUAUUCGAACCACACCGUGACUGUAUUUUCCAACUACUAA